This is a messenger RNA of Ananas comosus (pineapple), 936 nucleotides long. RefSeq names its product blue copper protein-like. The transcript has 2 exons. Gene Ontology annotation, cellular component: plasma membrane. The record is from RefSeq and is a predicted model, not a curated record. Bases 172 to 720 code for a protein of 182 amino acids. NCBI's taxonomy places the organism in Eukaryota, Viridiplantae, Streptophyta, Magnoliopsida, Poales, Bromeliaceae. Gene Ontology annotation, molecular function: electron transfer activity.
ACCUUUCCCUAGCCUAUCUAGCUACUUCCUAUAUAAACCCUCCCUCCAACUCUCAUCUCUUCAUCAAAUUCAUUUACUCUCUUACCACAACUUCUAUUCUAAUACUUCACCUUUGAUUAAUUUGCUUAAUUGAAGUGAACUAAGCUUUAGUUAAGCUAAGUAGUCUUGAAAAUGGCUUCAUCCUACACAUCUCUAGCUUUGGGUGCUCUUCUUCUCAUGAGCUGCGUCUCAUGGGGCUCGGCCGCCACCUACACCGUCGGCGAUUCCCAAGGUUGGGGCUUUGGCGUCAACUACUCAACUUGGGCUAGCGACAAGAAGUUCGUCGUGGGUGACCAACUUGUUUUCAACUACCAAACCAACCAACACACGGUCGCGGAGGUGAGCUCGAGCAACUACAACUCGUGCUCGACCAGCAACCCCAUCAGCACCAACACCAAUGGGCCCACCACCAUCACCCUCGCCACCGCGGGGUCCCACUACUACAUCUGCACCAUCCAGGGCCACUGCUCCGACGGCAUGAAGCUCGCCGUCAACGUCGCCGCCUCCUCUCCUUCCACACCGACAUCCCCGACGACACCCUCCACGCCGACCGCGCCCUCUCCCUCCACCCCGACGGUCCCUGCGCCGCCCUCCAACAGCAGCUCCGGAGCCGCCGCAGGCCUCGUGCCGACCUUAUCGGCGGUGGCGGCGAUCACCGGGCUCUUGGCGACGCUCUUCUAAUCCCGGCCAGGGUGGAGACAGUGCUAUAGCUAGCUAGCCGUUACAUUAAAUCUCUAGCCCUUUUGAGACAUUGAUUUUUUAUUCGAUCAUUCUAGGUGCUUUAGUUUGAUUAGUAUAAACAGCUUCAUUAUACACUUAGAGUGUGUGGAUUGGGAUGUUAUUUGUCAUGACGUUUGUAUAACUAAAUAAAGGAGAUAUUCGUACUAUUUAUUUUCA